Eriocheir sinensis (Chinese mitten crab) is the source of this 3791-nucleotide messenger RNA. RefSeq names its product protein XRP2-like. Gene Ontology annotation, cellular component: periciliary membrane compartment; cilium. The coding region runs from base 538 to 1443 and encodes 301 amino acids. Lineage: Eukaryota; Metazoa; Arthropoda; Malacostraca; Decapoda; Varunidae. The record is from RefSeq and is a predicted model, not a curated record. Gene Ontology annotation, biological process: post-Golgi vesicle-mediated transport. The transcript has 8 exons. Gene Ontology annotation, molecular function: GTPase activator activity.
UGACUAGUAUUACAUUAUUUACCGGUAUUUUUAAUAGAAAUCAUGUAUUCUUUCUCUACUACCUCUAAAAUAAGACAGUUCAGGUUUGUGAAUGACAGGUGUAACGGUGCUAGAUUGUCGUACUCAGCUUCUUAUAUUCGCCUAUUUCAGACUAAAAACCAUCGCACCCAUAAAACUAACGAUACCCAUUUCUAGUUAUUGCUAAAAAUGUUAAUUAUAGAGUUUUUUUUACAAUCAUUAUGCGUUAGAAAUAGGAAAAUCAAGUGUGGUGAGUACGAUAAUGUGGCAUGCUUGGACAGAUGGACUUUGUUUACACUUGAGGAAUUCUUCGCGGGAAAAAGGGCGGCCGAGGAGCAGGAUGGGGUGUGUCCAGAGCUCCGGGCGUGACGAGGCGGCGGAGAAGGAUCAGGAGGAGCCCAAAGCUUACUCAUGAAAGGAACAAUUUUAUGAACUGCUUGAUAUGUGCUUUAAGAUACCCCAAACCUGAGGGACAAAAAGGACAGAGUUGACCCAGCUGACUUCACGCUAGAGGGCCUGAUGGGGCAGGAGGCAGGAAGGACUCCCGGCACCAUCAACGGUCAGCAAUUCAUCGUUCAGAACUGUCACUCAUCACAGAUCUUCCUCCUGGACCACAUCAACACCAUUACCAUUGACGACUGCUGUGACUGCAUCAUCUUCAUCGGACCCACCACUGGCAGUGUGUUUAUUAGAGACUGUCGGGAGUGUGUAGUGGUGGGUGCAUGCGGGCAGUUCAGAACACGGGACUGCAGCCGACUUGAGGUGUAUUUGCUGUGCCAGACUCAGCCAAUCAUUGAGGCCUCGAGUAAGAUGAAGUUUGGAUGCUUUCAGGCUUUUUAUCCCCAACUCAGAGAUCAGUUCAGUAAGGCUGGCCUGAGUCUUUUCAACAACAACUGGUCCAAUGUGUACGACUUCACACCAGUGGAAGGAGAGACCAACUGGAGUUGUGUGUCCCAGCCAACUGCCCUGCCAGCAUCCCUUCCAUUGCCCAGGACUCAGCCCCUAGCCAGUGUGGGUCUGAGUGUGGAAGAAGAGGCCAGUAUAGUUCCCUACACGCUGGGUUCACCACUCUACCAUGGCCAGGAAGCUGCCCUUGUCAUCGUCUUUCAUGACAAUGACCAGCAACAGAAGGCCACAACCUUCAUUGCUGUUCUCAGGGACAGAGUUGAGGACUGCCGGAUCCAACACAGCCGGGAGGUGAAAAUGGAGGCUGUGGAUGCUGUGCGUGUGUUUGGGGACAGUGAUCACAAGGCUGCAGCGACUCGAGGUCCUGUCAUUGCCUUGCUCUGCGUGGGCACGGGCAUACACCAAGCAUGCACUUCUUUGGCUGGUGAUGUGAGUAUUUAUGUCACUCCAAACUCCAACACAGGACUCAGGCAAAUUGAGGCCUUCUUCUCCUAUGCCUCCAUGAGCAUGACCAUGUAAAUCUCCUGCACCUGCCUGCCACCGAUAGGCCAUGGAUGUGCAUCUGAGGCUUGGCUGCCAGUGUUGGUUGCUGGCACUGCUGGGAACUCCUAAGCUGGGAGUUGAGUAGUUUUUCUUUUUCUAUGUAUACUCUGCCUGAUGAAGUGGACCAGCUUUUUGGGGUAAAACGUUUUGAGUAUAUAGGUAUGUGAUUAUAUAUUAAGUAAAGAUAUUAGUUAUUUGGUAAUGAGUAAUUUAUUCCCUGGAAGGUGUAGAUGCUAAUUGUAGAAGCUGUGAGUUCCAGCCAUAUUGUAGACUCAAGAGAUUUUACUUGUUUGUUAAGUAACUAACAAUGUUUUUUUUGUAAUGUUCAGAAUAUGUAGACACAGUACCUGUAGAAAUUUCAAUUUUUGCAUAGCAUUUGACAUUUGUUUAAUAAUAUUGUUUCAUUUUGCAUAUCAUCAAAUUCAAGUACAUAUAUAAUUGAUUAUGUGCAAUUUAUACAUUUUACAUGCUUUUAUAUAUUUUUAUAUUAAAAAAUAAUAUUAAAUAGGUUUAUAAAGACACUCAGUAAGUCUGUACAACUCUGUUUUGUAGCAUCAUGGGGUGCAAGCAGCUGGGAUGGCUGAGCUGUAUUUAUAUUGAUUUAAUUUCAUCAUAAUAACUGUAGCUUAGGAAGGAGACUAGAAUAACUUCUAUAGGAAUAGUUUCUGGUUUAUUCACAUGAUUGAUGCUAAGUCACUGAGGGACUGAACAACUUGUCAUUGAUUUUACAGUGUGUGCAACAUUUAUCAGUUGAUAAUCAUCGGCUUCAGAGUUAUUGUUUAUGAGUAUGUUGCAUGGAUGACUAAAUGUUUGUGACACCAUACACUGAGGUAGAUGAUAGGAGUAAGAGCAUCUAAGUGAGAUGAAACAACCAAGAUAAGUGACAGCUUCACUAUAUAUGGAGGCUGCUGCUGUUGCUGGGACACAUCAUUAGGCACUCACAGUCAGAGCACCUUUAAUGAAGAGUAGACAGUUCAUUUUGAAUCUUUAAAUCGGAUGGUUGUCACUCUCUUGUGUGAAUAGGGGGACCAACUAGAUUUGUGUAGCAGGUCUGUUUUCUUGAGUAGUCUGUAGGCAGUGGUAACCUUGGUGUCUGUAGUGUGCUGUUUUUUUGUGUUGAAGUCUUAGCACAACUUUGUACAAGCUAAUCUUUUCUAGUCAGUGUGUUUUUACAUGAAAGUCAUGUGGAUUUUAAUAUAAUGCUAGUCAGAUUGAUCAAACUAGAAGAAUGAAAGCAAUGGUUUGAUUUUGAAAGUGUGUGUGUGUGUGUGUGUGUGUGUGUGUGUGUGUGUGUGUGUGUGUUCAAAUAUUCUUUAUUUUUGCAUGGUUGAGUCAAUCUCAAUGUUUCAUGCAUUAACUAAUUUUUAUCAUAUUGUUUGUGUUCUUUUCGCACACAACUGACUUUGGUAAAACGAAACGGGACGUUACGUAACUUUCGGGGAUGACAAGUUCGCCAGUCCCGCGAGGACGGAGUGUGCUUACGUGCCUGACCGUGACUGUCGCUCCCCCGCGUAGGAUGGACUUUAUUUGCCCACAUCAUUUCAUGCAAUUGCUUCAUCGUUCUUAUCAACCAGUCACUUAGGUCUUAAUUGUGCGCAAUAUUUGUUCCUUAUCAUAAAGCUUACAAUCAUGGUUCGUGACUAACAUUUCCGGGACGAUAUGUCAUGUGUGUCCGGUGCGGCGGUACUCGAGUAUUCCUUUUGCUUGUUGGCGUACCGCACCGCACCACACCCCGCGCUUCCUUUUCCAUACUUCUGCCGACCAUAGCAAGCAAUCACUCAAGAGGUUUACAUUUUAUCAAAGUAUUUCCCCAUUCUUAUUUAGCGUAUGCUUCUUAGGGUGCUAAUUUGUAAGUAUUACCGCAGCACGCGUUGGGGAAAUGUUACGCACGCGAGGGAAUUUAUAAUGAAACCCGACCUAUAUAACGUAUUUUUUUUAAUUAUAUUUUGUUUUGCAGAUUAUAUUCGUUACAUGGCAGACCCGACUAUGUGGCAGCUGUUCAUUGUGAUAUGUCAAGCUAGCAUUACCUGCUUAAUAUUAUGUGACUUAAGUUUCGCAGGUGUAUCGGCUACAGUUAAUGCUUUUCGUCGUUCCGUGGUUUGUAAGCGUGCAUCAUUUGGCGACAAGUGCAUGAAUGAACUCCUUGUCACUUUGAGCCACUCGUAAUCCGUCCAGUGUCUAACACGUCUCAGAGGAUUUAUAUUUUACCCGUAGAUGUACCUACUCACCUGCACUGUGAUAUCGAUAUGCUGCUAAUGACCUUUAGAGCGUGUCCGUUUUCUUAUAAGGCAACGUUCUUUAUUACUAUUAAAUAUCCGUCCAAC